GCGACAUAUAUAUUGCUAUGUUGAGCCCUAGUGAUGCAGGGGAGUAUACGGUGGAAAUGCAACUGGGCUCCUUAACACAAUCUAGGGAAACAAUCACUCUGCAAGUGUCAGCCAACAGUGGUGCAGACAACAUCUAUGGGUCAGCGAUGUUGGGUCCAAGAAGUCAGACAAUUGGAUUGCAAAGAGAAAGCGAAGCUACAUUUGAAUGUUUUGUUACGGGAAAACCAAUGCCCGUGAUCACGUGGAAGAAAGGAGAUCGCCGUUUGGUUAAAAGUCAGAAAUAUGUAAUUUCCGAUCACAACAAAAGGCUCACGAUUAAGAACUUAAAUAAACAGGAUAGUGGAAUAUAUCAAUGUGCCUAUAGUAGAGCAACUGGUAGCAACUUUCCAACAGCAACCCUGACUGUUAUUGAGCAACCUGUUAUUAAAGCCAUUGAACCGACCAAUCAAAUCGGCCACAUUGGAAGCUACAUAACGCUGACAUGUAUGGUAACUGGAAUGUUUAGUAACGUUGGUUUCUCUCUCAACUGGUACAGAAAUGGUGUGAAAUUGUCGCAAAAUUCUCGAACACGUAUGACGUCAAGGGUGUUUACUGAUUACCGAAACUUCACUCUGAAUGUAACGGCAUUGAAGAAAGGCACGGAUAGUGGGAUGUAUCAAUGCUUCGCAGUUAACACUGGCGGACGUAAUAUGGCGUAUACCUCCGUCAAUGUUGUUGGCUCGGCGCCUUAUAUUUACUAUGGACCGGGGGUCGUGUAUGCCGUACUUGGCCGUACUGCCAAGAUAGAAUGCAGAGCCAGGGGCUCUCCACCAAUAACGUAUAAAUGGGAGAAAAACGGUAACGAACUUCCGUCUGUCAACCCUCGUAAUAAUGGUAAGAAUGGAACGUACAUAAUCCAAACAGUGCGAGCAAGUGACGCUGGGCAAUACGCCUGUGUGGCUUCGAAUGGCCCGAACCCAGCGGACACUCACAAAUCUUUUGGAAGAUUGGAACUAGUUGGUGAGUGUAUUGAAUUUUCGGACUCGAAUUAUAGAAUGAACACGAUUUUAGAUUUCAUGGGGGUGGCCGAAAAAAAGGGAACUGCGUUAGAAAAGUUUCAUUUUUUCAUUGGAUAAAGUUACCGUAGAAAGCUGUGAACUAAUGUAUAGGAUGAUCAUAAGAUGGGAUACGAGGCGGUUAUUUUGGAUCACAAGUACUUUAAGCUAAUAAAGGCACACGAUGUGUCGUAGUGUAACGAUGUAUGUAUUACUAAUUAGGAGGGAAAAUAAGAAUGUAUAAUGCAUAAAAACAUGUCCCAGGGAAAGUCAAAGUAUUUCAGGCACGGUUAGAGUUUAUUAGAAAUAAUUGUAGCAAUGCUUCUCAGAGUAGUAGGAGACGGCUUGUCAGAUAGCAAAUGGUGAGAGCUUGUCAGAGAGCAAAUGGUGAGAGCGUGUCAGAGAGCAAAUGAUGAGACCUUGUCAGAGAGCAAA
Molecule: messenger RNA, 1469 nt
Organism: Xenia sp. Carnegie-2017
Lineage: Eukaryota; Metazoa; Cnidaria; Anthozoa; Malacalcyonacea; Xeniidae
Product: contactin-5-like
Exons: 5
Coding region: 18-1115 (365 amino acids)
Source: RefSeq, a predicted model, not a curated record